Molecule: messenger RNA, 3433 nt
Organism: Drosophila kikkawai
Lineage: Eukaryota; Metazoa; Arthropoda; Insecta; Diptera; Drosophilidae
Gene: fz
Product: frizzled class receptor
Biological process (GO): canonical Wnt signaling pathway; non-canonical Wnt signaling pathway
Cellular component (GO): plasma membrane
Molecular function (GO): Wnt receptor activity; Wnt-protein binding
Source: RefSeq, a predicted model, not a curated record
UUCCUCAGUUUGUCAGCGUAUGCCCUGCCGUGCGGUUGUGCUCGCGGAUUGAUUUAGCUUCAAACUCGGGCUCCGUUUCGACUUUUGACGUAAAGUGCCGUGCAGAAGGUGGACGUUGAUGUCGGUUUCGAUUCCGGGUUUACGGUUAUUUUCGCGCGUUUUUGAAGAAGUGUAAAGAAUAUGAGAUAUAUAAUUGGCAAUUAACGGUACUUGAGUCCAAUUUAUAAAUUUGGUGAAAGAAUAUAUAAAAAAUUGGUACCCAUGAUAAAGUGAAGCAUAAAAAAAUGCAAAUUUAAAUAAAAAUCGUUGAAAGUAGCAAAGAAGAAACGUACAUAAAUUACAAACAUAAAAAAAGUUAUAUAAAGUUGACGAAAUAAUGUUUUCAGCUCGCAACUUUGAAAAGUAAUAAGAAAUAAGAAUAUAAAGAUAAUAAAUAAAUAAUUUAAACCAUAACCGUUUGUCAAUAAGAAAGCGAAGUAAAAAAUAAAAAUAAAAAUCAAAAGCAAACGAAAAUAAGAUAAGGCGAAAUAUUUAUUAUUUGCUAAUUAAGGCCAAACACAAAUAUUUGCCGCCGGCAAAUGUUUAAGCGGUGUUAAGUGUUUCGUGGGAGUAGAGUUGAUUAAACAAAAGAUAUAUACCAUAAUAAUAAAAUAAUAAAAAAUAACAAAAAUAAAAAUCUAAUAAAUAAAAGUGAGUGUCCCGAAAUGAGCAACAUGUGUGUGUUUUAAAAUUGUUUCCUAAAAAAUCAAGGAAAAUAAAGGAUCGUUUUUAGACAGAGUCUUACGCAAAAGAUUCCAAAAUGUGGCUGCAGAUCCUGUUUAUUUUACCCGCCCUAAUUCAGGGCGUCCAACGUUACGACCAGAGUCCCCUGGAUGCCAGUCCCUAUUAUCGUAGUGGCGGCGGCCUAAUGUCCAGUUCAGGAACCGAAUUGGAUGGGUUACCGCAUCACAAUCGCUGCGAACCCAUUACCAUUUCGAUCUGCAAGAAUAUACCCUACAAUAUGACCAUUAUGCCAAAUCUCAUUGGGCAUACCAAGCAGGAGGAGGCCGGCCUGGAGGUGCAUCAGUUUGCGCCGCUGGUGAAGAUCGGUUGCAGCGACGAUUUGCAGUUAUUUUUGUGCUCCUUGUAUGUACCCGUUUGCACCAUCCUGGAGCGUCCCAUUCCGCCCUGCCGAUCGCUAUGCGAAUCCGCUAGAGUCUGUGAGAAACUAAUGAAGACCUACAAUUUCGAAUGGCCGGAAAAUCUCGAGUGCUCAAAGUUCCCAGUUCAUGGUGGCGAGGAUUUGUGCGUGGCAGAGAACACCACAUCGUCGGCCUCUACGGCAGCCACGCCCACCAGGAAGGUGACAACGCGAAAGCACCAGACGGGCGUAGAGAGUCCUCAUCGCAAUAUAGGAUUCGUUUGUCCCGUUCAGCUAAAAACGCCGCUGGGCAUGGGCUAUGAGCUGAAAGUUGGCGGAAAGGAUCUCCAUGACUGCGGUGCCCCUUGCCAUGCCAUGUUCUUCCCGGAGAGAGAAAGGACCGUCCUGCGUUACUGGGUGGGAUCCUGGGCGGCUGUCUGUGUUGCUAGCUGCCUAUUUACGGUGCUCACCUUCCUGAUCGACUCGUCGCGUUUUCGCUACCCGGAGAGGGCCAUCGUCUUCCUGGCCGUCUGUUACCUGGUCGUGGGCUGUGCCUACGUGGCCGGCCUGGGAGCUGGCGACUCUGUGUCGUGCCGCGAACCAUUUCCGCCGCCCGUAAAGCUGGGACGUCUGCAGAUGAUGUCCACCAUCACCCAGGGCCACCGCCAGACCACGUCCUGCACGGUUUUAUUCAUGGCUCUCUACUUUUGCUGCAUGGCGGCCUUCGCGUGGUGGUCGUGUCUGGCAUUCGCCUGGUUUCUGGCCGCCGGCCUCAAAUGGGGCCACGAGGCGAUUGAGAACAAGUCGCACUUAUUCCAUUUGGUCGCCUGGGCGGUGCCAGCCCUCCAGACCAUCUCUGUGCUGGCCCUGGCUAAAGUUGAAGGCGACAUCCUUUCCGGCGUUUGCUUUGUGGGCCAACUGGACACCCACUCGCUGGGCGCCUUCCUCAUCCUGCCGCUAUGCAUUUACCUCUCGAUCGGAGCUCUCUUCCUACUCGCUGGCUUCAUCUCGCUCUUCCGCAUCCGGACCGUGAUGAAGACGGACGGCAAGCGAACGGACAAGCUGGAGCGCCUGAUGCUAAGGAUUGGCUUCUUCUCCGGCCUGUUCAUACUCCCCGCUCUGGGAUUGCUGGGCUGCCUGUUCUACGAGUACUAUAACUUUGACGAAUGGAUGAUCCAGUGGCACAGGGACAUCUGUAAGCCCUUCUCCAUACCCUGUCCGGCUGCUAGGGCGCCGGGAUCGGCGGAGGCGAGGCCCAUCUUUCAGAUCUUUAUGGUCAAGUACCUCUGCUCGAUGCUGGUGGGGGUCACGUCCAGCGUGUGGCUGUACUCCAGCAAGACGAUGGUCAGCUGGCGGAAUUUCGUGGAGCGGCUGCAGGGCAAGGAGCCCCGGACACGGGCGCAGGCGUAUGUCUAGUAUGAGACGGGUCCGGCCAAGUCCGCGCCCAUAACCACCCCCGAGCCCGAUCCGGAGGCGGCCAACGAGAGUUACUUAGAGUUUAGCACCUAGACACUCCACACACACACACACACACACACAGCAGUCGUAGUUCUUAGUAGCUUUGUAUAAAGUUUAUAAUCUUUGUUUUUCCACAAAGAAAAAUGGAGAAGAAAAUCAAAAGUUGACCCUAGGCUAUUGUUUGAACCUUGAGAUGUAAUAUUAGUUGAUACGGAAGCAAGCUUGUUGAACCAAAACUAUGCAUAUAAGUUGAGACUCUAGCCAUAAGUCCUUGCUUUCAUCGUAUACGAACUAGUAUCUCCCUUUUGAUCCUUUAGUUUUCUCUGACGCGACUUGUAUGUUGGGUUUUGAUUGUUUUGAAAGCUUUAAAUGUGCCCUACAAUUAGUGGAUAUAGCGUAUAGAUACGAUUACGAUUACGAAAUGAGUGUUAGGCAUUAAACAGUAGACAGGCAGUAGGUCACUUCCCACAGAACACAAAACUACAGCUAAUGUAUAAACGAGAAAAGGAAACCAUAAACUAUUUAAAUGUAUUAUGUAGCUAUAAAUGUCCUCCAUGUGCUAAACUUAAUGCAAAUACGAUUAUUAUAAUUAUAACUGUAACUCUUAACUGUAACUGUAAUUCUAACUGUAAUUGUAUAUUUGUUGAACUAAUUAAUUCUAAACGCGUAUGGGAAUAAUUUGUAAUUUGUAAUUCAAUUUUUUAACUGACGUUGUAGUCAUAGCACCUAAGUGAACAAAAGCAAAAAGCAAAAACAAAUGAUGACAUUUUUGUUGCCACUUUAUGGAAAUUUUUUCCCUCACCCCCCACUACGUCUUUUUCCCUCAUUAAAUAAGAGUUGAAACUGCCAUUUAAA